Messenger RNA from Nomascus leucogenys (northern white-cheeked gibbon), 2090 nucleotides. RefSeq names its product high mobility group nucleosomal binding domain 3 (gene HMGN3). The record is from RefSeq and is a predicted model, not a curated record. Gene Ontology annotation, biological process: chromatin organization. Lineage: Eukaryota; Metazoa; Chordata; Mammalia; Primates; Hylobatidae. Gene Ontology annotation, cellular component: chromatin; nucleus. Gene Ontology annotation, molecular function: nucleosomal DNA binding.
UCUGGUCUCAUAAAAUGAAUUCAGAAAUAUUUUUGCAAUGCUCAUUUUAUGCCUUGCAGAACUUUGAGAAACAUUAUGCAUAAAGUGUAACAUGACAGGUGUCAUUCAAAUAUAUGUCUCAAAUAUAAAAUAAUCAGUUUUUGCCUUGUUCUUUCUUUUCCUAAUUUCCAUAACAAAUAUGUCCUAUUCAUCUUCACAUCUAGUUUGAAGUUGGCUGAAUUAGUGAGUGAUUUAUAAUCACAGAUUUUAGAAAAUUAGAGCUAAGCGAUUUUAGGGACUGUUGUCACUAUAUAUCUAGAGGGGGAAACUGAGGCCUUUAGAGGUUGCCACGCUCUUCCAGUACAGAGUACCUUCCCACGCUUUACAGGUUCCCAUCAUGUAACAUUCAUUAAAAGCCUUUAUGGGUAGGAAAUGUAUAAAGUACCUGCUGUGUAUAUAUUUACAUUAUAAAGUUUACGUAUUCAUUCUUACUCUUUUUCCUUCCCAUGAAGGCACACACUGUUCUUAUUCUUACAAUCUCAAAGAGAGAGCAGCGAAACAAUGAAACUUCAGGAUUAUGUGGCCUGGAGGCUACCAGUUGAACUGGGCAUGCUCAGUCGCCAGGCAGAUUUUUCGGUGAAGUGGAAACUACAACAGCGCGUACCGCGCGCGGAGGUGGGCGUGCCCUCGUGAAAUUUAGAACGUUGCCUCAGCCAAUGGGGCCUCGCGGCCGGCUGGCGGGGCUCCUCAUUGGAGCAGCAGGGAGGCGAGCAGAGGGCCCCCGGAGGGAGCCGCGGAGGUGCGGGUCGAAGAGGCCGGGCUACGUCGUGCCCUGCGCGUGAGCAGCUGCAGCGGCAGAGGCAGCAUCCAGCGGCGGCGCCAGCAGUUCCAGCCCGUUGCUUUACUUUUUGCUUCACCGACAUAGUCAUUAUGCCGAAGAGAAAGUCUCCAGAGAAUACAGAGGGCAAAGAUGGAUCCAAAGUAACUAAACAGGAGCCCACAAGACGGUCUGCCAGAUUGUCAGCGAAACCUCCUCCACCAAAACCUGAACCCAAACCAAGAAAAACAUCUGCUAAGAAAGAACCUGGAGCAAAGAUUAGCAGAGGUGCUAAAGGGAAGAAGGAGGAAAAGCAGGAAGCUGGAAAGGAAGGUACUGCACCAUCUGAAAAUGGUGAAACUAAAGCUGAAGAGAUCCACAUCUCUCGCUCAACUGUUAAUGUCUCAACCUCCAGAGGCACCCCACCCAGCACACUGUCAGUAAAGGGGCAGAUUGAAACAGUGAGAGUUAAGGGUACAGUAGAAAAUUCUGCAUGUUUGCAGUGACUAGAAUCAGAUAGUAGUGUGGCGGUUUGUUUGUUUUUUUUUUUUAAUUAUCAUUAUGAAGAGUGAGAGCUUGCAGGUAAGGCUUCUGUGGUUGUUUGAAAAGCAGAAAGCAAUAAAUGCAACCAAGUGUUUGUGUAAUAUAUUCCUGCCUUGUCUUAUUCACUCAGAGUUGAAAUAGGUUUUGCAGUAAAGCUGGAAAAAAAAAAAGAAAACAAAUGUUCAAAAUUGUGUGUGUUGGUGGGUGGAAUUUCCUUUGCUUAUAGUACUUUCAGUAGUAACUAUAUGUUUUUUUUUUUCCUUUUUCACAGGCACAGAAAACUGAAUCUGUAGAUAACGAGGGAGAAUGAAUUGUCAUGAAAAAUUGGGGUUGAUUUUAUGUAUCUCUUGGGACAACUUUUAAAAGCUAUUUUUACCAAGUAUUUUGUAAAUGCUAAUUUUUUAGGACUCUACUAGUUGGCAUACAAAAAUAUAUAAGGAUGGACAUUUUAUCGUCUCAUAGUCAUGCCUUUUGGAAAUUUACAUCAUCCUCAAGUAAAAUAAAUAUCAGUUAAAUAUUGGAAGCUGUGUAAGAUUGAUUCAGCAUUCCAUGCACUUGCUUUAAAAUUUAGUCCUGUGCGUACUGUGGUGUUUUUACUGUGCAUAUUUGAAUUUUUCAUGCAGUUUUUCUAGAGCAAUAAUCAGUGGUGCUUUUGUACCUAGGUUUUAUGUGAUUUUAAUGAAACAUAGAUAGUUGUGGCCACCUGCUGACUAUUUGUGGUUUAAAAUAAAAGGUUUACUUGUCUGCAGAA